CCCUACAAAAAACACCAGAAGAUUGGUCCUUUCAAGCUCAAGACCCUAAAACCUUCGAGGUUACAAAAACUCUGUAUUUUCAAUGGCUAAAGGAAAAGUCCUUGGUGGGAGUUCAACAAUCAACACAAUGGCGUUGAGAAUAGGUGCACCUGAAGACUAUGACCAUUGGGCUGAGUUGGGUAAUGAAGGUUGGAACUGGUUGAAUGUCACAAAAUACUUCGACAAGGUUGAUGAAACCAUUAAAACCACAGACUACACAAGCACAUCACCAUUUAGAAAUGUACUAGGUAAAGCUGUAGAAGAACUAGGGAUUGAUCCCAAUAGCUGUGGAGGUUAUGGGUAUAAAGAUGCACCAAUCCAGACUUAUGAAGGUCAAAGAUAUUCCCAAGCAAAAGCUUAUCUAUCACCAAUCAAGGACAGAAAAAAUCUAUGUGUAGUCACAGAAAAGAUAGUAACGGGUUUAUGGUUUACCCAAAAUGGAACUAUACAAGGUGUUACCAUAAAUGAUUCACCUACCACCUCUAAAAGAAUAAAAUCAACAAAAGAAGUCAUUCUCUCUGCAGGUGCAAUCAAUACACCUAAACUUUUAAUGUUAUCUGGAAUAGGUCCAAGGGGUCAACUCCAAAAAUUAGGAAUACCCACAAAAGUAAACCUUCCAGUUGGGCAGAAUUUCAUGGACCACAUGGUAAUCCCUAUAAUGUUACAAGGAAUAAUGCCUGAUUUAGACUUUGAAGAACCUGUAACCCUCAAAGAUCAAAUAGACAUCUACUGCUCCAAUAAAACAGGGUCAGACCUAUCAACCAUCGGGAUCUCCAACUAUCAAGGAUACAUCAACACAGGAAACAGCAUCACUUGGUCCGUACCCAAUCAACUCCCCAAUGUAGAAUUACUCCACUAUGGUUUCAACCCACAGGAACCCAUAUUAAACAUCACUCUGAAUAGAUUUGGGUUUAUGGAUGAUUAUCAGAACCAACUUAAGAAAAUCAACACCAAUCGAUCCUUACUAAUCAUACUCAUUAAUAUCCUACAUCCAAAGUCAAGAGGGUCAAUUGAACUAGAAGAUACCCAUCCCUUAACACCUCCUAAAAUAAACCCAAAUUUUUUAUCACAUCCUGAUGAUAUUAAAACGAUUCUACAGGGUGUUCAGUUUGUAGAAAGACUAUUACAGACGUGGAGUUUAAGUGGUUUCAGUAUAAUCGACUUAGGGUUAAGUCAUUGUAGUCAAUUUGAGUUUGGUACUCCUACUUACUGGGAAUGUUAUUCCAGGACAUUUGCAAUGUCUAUUUUUCAUGCUAGUGGUACCUGUAAAAUGGGCAAUGACUCAUCGCAAAGUGUGGUUAAUCCACGUCUACAAAUUUGGGGACAGCCCAAAAUAAGAGUAGUAGAUUCCAGUAUAAUGCCUGAAUUAAUCACAGGACAUACAAAUUUCCCUGUUGGGAUGAUCGCGGAGAAAGCUGCUGAUAUCAUCAAAGAAGAUUAUCAAAAAUUAACUUUUAAAGUUGUAUAAUAAUUUUAUAUUCGUACUUAA
Molecule: messenger RNA, 1528 nt
Organism: Dalotia coriaria
Lineage: Eukaryota; Metazoa; Arthropoda; Insecta; Coleoptera; Staphylinidae
Product: glucose dehydrogenase [FAD, quinone]-like
Exons: 1
Coding region: 83-1507 (474 amino acids)
Molecular function (GO): flavin adenine dinucleotide binding; oxidoreductase activity, acting on CH-OH group of donors
Source: RefSeq, a predicted model, not a curated record